Aspergillus glaucus CBS 516.65 is the source of this 696-nucleotide messenger RNA. RefSeq lists its product as uncharacterized. Bases 1 to 696 code for a protein of 231 amino acids. NCBI's taxonomy places the organism in Eukaryota, Fungi, Ascomycota, Eurotiomycetes, Eurotiales, Aspergillaceae. The transcript has a single exon. The record is from RefSeq and is a predicted model, not a curated record.
AUGCUAGCAACCGCCAACAUUGGCCUCGGCUGGUCCAUCGCCAACGUCUCAACCUCCGGCCUCAAAGACAUAACCUUCCCAAUGGCCAUUCCGCGCGCCAAACACGAAAACGGAUUGUACUUCGCGCAGCAGUUCGGCUUCGUCGGCGUCGACGACGUCGGCUACACGGGUCUCCAGCCGCGAUCCGAUACCGCGAACGGGACUAGUAUCGUACACGCUGUGUUCUCGAGCUUCGUCGCUGGCACGACGACUUCGGAUUCCGAGCACUGCAGUGGUGGCGCCGAUGGUGGUCCGGGGGUUAGUUGUGCCGUUGAUGUCCCCGCGCCGUAUUCACGGCCGUAUAACCUUGUUAUCAAGAAUACCCACGGGACGACCUGGACCGGAACCCUUGUCGAUGCGGUCGCGGGCAACGCGACGCAUAUCGGUACAUACACGCUCCCCGCUGGAACCGGUGGAAUCCAGUCCUCUCAACUUGGUUUUGUCGAGUAUUUCCUGUUUAACUCGGAGACGGGAGGUGGAUGUGGCAAGAUGCCCAAGGCAGAUGCGACGUUUUGGGCGCCGAGGACGAAUACUUCGGGUUUAGGUGUGGGGAAGUUGGGAAAGCCCUAUCCGUAUGGGGAUUGUGCGGAGGAGGGAGGCUUUGAGGCGAGUCGAGUUGGGGGUGGGGGGUAUAGGGCUAGGAUUGGAUUUGUUUAG